Molecule: messenger RNA, 5920 nt
Organism: Grus americana (Whooping crane)
Lineage: Eukaryota; Metazoa; Chordata; Aves; Gruiformes; Gruidae
Gene: PAXIP1
Product: PAX interacting protein 1
Exons: 20
Coding region: 8-3283 (1091 amino acids)
Biological process (GO): positive regulation of transcription initiation by RNA polymerase II
Cellular component (GO): nucleus
Source: RefSeq, a predicted model, not a curated record
CGGGACCAUGUCGGCGGACGAGGAGGAGCUGAAAGUCCCGGAGGAGAUGUUCAAAGAUGUCAAGUUCUUCGUGGUGGGAGACAUCGACCCCAAGGUUAUUCAACUUCUGAAAGCUGGGAAAGCAAAGGAAGUUUCUUACAAUGCACUGGCUUCACAUAUUAUUUCAGAAGAUGGGGACAAUCCAGAAGUUGGAGAAUCCCGUGAAGUUUUUGAUCUCCCUGUGGUAAAGCCUUCCUGGGUGAUCUUGUCUGUUCGCUGUGGCGCUCUUCUGCCUGUAAAUGGCUUUUCUCCAGAAUCUUGUCAGAUCUUUUUUGGAGUCACUGCUUGUCUCUCUCAGGUUUCAUCUGAAGACCGAAGUACGCUGUGGGCUUUGAUUACUUUUUAUGGAGGGAAUUGCCAGCUGAGCCUCAAUAAUAAGUGUACUCAUUUGAUUGUGCCUGAGCCAAAGGGGGAAAAAUAUGAAUGUGCUUGUAAACGGAACAGAAUUAAAAUUGUGACACCAGACUGGGUACUGGAUUCUAUAGCUGAUAAGACUAAAAAAGAAGAGACUCCUUAUCAUCCUCGUUUAAUUAUAUAUGAGGAAGAAGAAGAGGAGGAGGAGGAAGAGGAGGAGGAAGCAGAAAAUGAAGAACAAGAUUCUCAAAAUGAAGCUAGUACUGAUGAAAAAUUAUCAAGCCCAGCAUCUUCUCGAGAAGGAUCACCUUUGGGUGAUCAGGUUUUUUCACCAAAAUCUACUACAGCUGAUAAGGCAAAAGGUGAACUGAUGUUUGAUGAUUCUUCAGAUUCCUCUCCAGAAAAACAAGAAAGGAAUUUGAAUUGGACACCAGCUGAAGUCCCACAGGCAUCUGCAGCGAAGCGUAGGUUGCCUCAGGGGAAAGACUCUGGGUUAAUUAAUUUAUGUGCCAAUGUCCCACCAGUGCCAGGUAAUAUUUUGCCUCCGGAUAUGAGAGGCAAUCUGAUGGCUUCAGUACAAGGUGCCCAAAGUUCUGAUCGACAGGAAAUGAUGGCUACGUGGAGUCCAGCUGUGCGGACGUUAAGGAAUAUUACUAAUAGUGCUGAUAUUCAGCAGAUUAAUAGACCAUCAAAUGUAGCACAUAUAUUACAAUCACUUUCAGCACCUACAAAAAGUUUAGAGCAACAAGUAAAUCAUAGCCAACAGGGACAUCCAAAUGCGGUGCUGUUUAGUCAAGUGAAACUAACACCAGAGACACAUUUAUUACAGCAGUCACAUCAAGCACAGCAACAACAGCACCAUCCUCUUUUACACCUUCAACCUCAACAACUUAUGCAGCUACAACAGCAGCAGCAGCAACAACCCCAGAUUUCCCAGCAGUCUUUCCAGCAGCAGCAGCCCCAUCAGUUUUCACAACAGCAACAGCAAGUUCAUCAGCAGCACCAGUUCGCCCAACAACAGCUUCAGUUUCCACAGCAGCAGUUACAUGCUCAACAGCAGCUACACCGUCCUCAGCAACAGCUCCAAUUCCAACAGCAACAUGCUUUGCAACAACAACUUCAUCAGUUGCAGCAGCAGCAGCUACAGCAGCAACAAUUGCAGCAGCUACAGCAACAGAAUCUGCAACAACAACAGCUGCAGCAUCAGCAGCAGCAAAUACAGCAGCAGCAAUUGCAGCAGCAGCACUUACAGCGAUUACACCAACAGCAUCAGCAACAGCAAAUGCAGAAUCAGGCGACACAUCACCUAACUCAGACGCCUCAAGCACUACAGCAUCAAGUUGCAGCCCAGCAGCCACACCACCACCAGCAGCAACAGCAACAACUGCAACAGCAGCCGCUUUUUGGACACGAUCCAGCAGCGGAGAUUCCAGAAGAGUAUUUCCUACUGGGCUGUGUCUUUGCAAUUGCUGAUUACCCAGAACAGAUGUCUGACAAACAGCUGUUAGCAACCUGGAAACGGAUCAUUCAAGCACAUGGUGGGACAGUGGACCCUACCCUUACAAGCAGAUGUACACAUCUUCUUUGUGAAAGCCAAGUCAGUAAUAUGUAUGCUCAGGCUUUAAGAGAACGGAAGAGAUGUAUUACAGCACAUUGGCUGAACUCAAUCUUGAAGAAGAAGAAAAUGGUGCCACCUCAUCGAGCCCUUCAUUUUCCAGUGGCAUUUCCACCAGGAGGAAAGCCAUGCUCUCAACAUAUAAUCUCUGUGACAGGAUUUGUUGAUAGUGACAGAGAUGACCUCAAACUAAUGGCCUACCUAGCAGGUGCCAAAUACACAGGCUACCUGUGUCGCAGCAAUACAGUUCUCAUCUGUAAAGAGCCCAGUGGCUUGAAGUAUGAGAAGGCUAAAGAGUGGAGAAUACCGUGUGUAAAUGCGCAAUGGCUCUGUGACAUACUGCUAGGAAAUUUUGAAGCUUUACGGCAAAUACAGCACAGUCGGUAUACAGUAUUCAGUCUUCAAGAUCCACUUUCUCCUAGUCAACAUCUAGUUCUAAACCUUCUGGAUGCUUGGAGAGUUCCAUUAAAGGUAUCACCAGAACUUCUGAUGGGUGUGAGGUUGCCUUUGAAACCAAAGCAAAAUGAAUCCAGUCUUCAACCAUCUUCCAAAAGAGCAAGGAUUGAAGACCUACCACCACCUACUAAAAAACUCACCCCAGAGUUGACGCCAAUGGUGCUCUUCACAGGAUUUGAACCUAUGCAAGUUCAGCAGUACAUUAAGAAACUGUAUAUCCUUGGAGGUGAAGUAGCAGAAUCUGCCCAGAAAUGCACCCAUCUAAUUGCCAGUAAAGUGACCCGAACUGUCAAGUUCCUGACAGCAAUUUCUGUGGUCAAGCACAUAGUAACUCCAGAGUGGUUAGAAGAGUGUUUCAAAUGCCAGAAGUUUGUUGAUGAGCAGAACUUUGUGCUCAGAGAUGCUGAAGCCGAGGUGCUAUUCUGCUUUAGUUUAGAGGAGUCUCUAAAGAGAGCACAAGUAGCUCCGCUGUUCAAGGGAAAAUAUUUUUACAUUACACCUGGCAUUUGUCCCAGUCUUUCCACCAUGAAAGCUAUUGUGGAAUGCGCAGGAGGAAAAGUAUUAUCUAAACAACCUUCUUUUCGAAAACUGAUGGAGCAUAAGCAGAAUAAAAGUUUGCCGGAGAUAAUCUUGAUUUCCUGUGAAAAUGACCUUCAUUUAUGUCGAGAAUAUUUCGCAAGAGGCAUAGAUGUCCACAAUGCUGAAUUUGUCCUGACUGGGGUGCUUACUCAAACACUGGAUUAUGAAUCAUAUCCUUUUUGUGUAAAGGCUGUCUGCUGCUUUGGGAACUAUGGUUUACUAAAAGUUUUUCUUAAUUAGGAAUUAAUUAUUUAUAAUUUUUAGGAUGUGUAAUGUUUACUUGAUAGGAGGGUAGUUUAACACCCAGAAACCGAGCUUAAAUUCAAAGUGGAAUUACUUUUUGAUAGGAAAUACUUUAGUGGAGGUGGGAGGCAGGAAGUAAGAGUGUAGAAUAUUAAGCAACAGGACAAAAACCUGUCACUAAGGAAAAUAUUGGUCACAAGUUACUUGCAGACAAGGAAAAUACCUUUUUACUGAAGAUGAUAAACCCUGUUUGAUAAAUGCAGCGGAGGGAGCAGUAAGGGCUCUAUGUCUUUCUGCAUAUAAGUUCUACUUUGCAAUCAUUUCUUAAAGUUCUUCUUUCUUAACAAACGUACAUAUAAAUUUACUUGAUGGAUAGUAAAAUGCCUUACUGCUUCGGAAUCCUUGGAGCAUUAAAUCUAGCUGUUCAGCCAUUGUACAAAGCAACUAAAACUUCCUGUGGAUGCUGUUUUCCAGCUGUUUUCCUAGGGAUGAUGAGCAGUUUAAAGCAGGAAAGCAAAACUAAACUGCAUCUUUUUUAGGAUGUGUAAUUUUAUUAUGCUGAAACAUAAUUUACUAUGUUUUGUAUUAUACUACCGUUUUAAAAGAGCCCACUUUAGCUAUCAUGAUUAGCCCAUUUUUAAACAUUUUAACGUAAAUGAUGGUACUUCAGCCAAAAGUGUAAUUUGGAUGUAAAAAUAAAAGGGCUUGCUAUCUAUUAAAUUAUGGAUGUUGAAGAUGAAAAUGUUUUGUACUUUAUUUUUAUUUCUUAUACUCUAUUUUCUUUUAUAUUGAUAUUUUGCCCACAUUUUAAAUAAAUGUACUUUUAAAUGUUUUACUCUAUAUUUUAGUGGUCGUUCAUUUUUUUGAAUGCUAUGCAACAAUGGCACUCUGGUAAGAGUAAAUUACUCAAAUCUUUUUCCAAACAAUGUAAAAUUAUUUUAAGCUUAUUUUACCAGGUAUGUUUUAAUAUAUGAAAUCCCAGUGCUUUAAAGGGAAAUCAUUGUAAAUGUAUAUAUGUGUUUUUACUGCAACAAAGAAAUAGCUUGAAGGAAGGAAAAACUAUAAACCCGCAUAUUACGCUGUUGUGAUAACUUUUGUUUGUAUAGUGAGUUUUACUAAAUAAAUAUUAAAAACCAGUCUCCCAAAUCUAUUUUCAGUUGUAUUUCCUAACACACAGUUCUAAUAAUCUGACUUUACCGUUUUUAUCUGUUUAGAUUCUCGUAGAUGAAAAAGUCAGCCUAAAAGCAUUUAUUCUUUGAUCAGCAAGCCAUUAAACUCUGGUUGGAGAUUGCAGAUACCGACUUGUCUGUACGUUACCAAGUGUAUUAUAGCCCCUUGUGAACCAUUCAUGGCACAAUUCAAAAUAGAAGAUAAAAAAAUACAUUAAACAAUAGCUCAUUACAGUAUUAUUUUUUUCAAAUAUUUUGUAUUUUUAUGCAGAACCAUUUUACAGAGAAGCUUUGACAAAUACAGUAUCAUUAAACUGAGGUAAGGUGCUAUUUUUAGCUUAUGCAAAGCUUUCUGCAGAGGAAUUAUUAAUUUCAACUCUCUUUUGUGCUAUGGCUUAAAAGGUAAAUCGACUUGAUACUUGCCCCCUAUUUGUUGCCUUUCUUCCCACACCUCAGUUCAACAACGUGCUUAAGCAAAUGACAAAUUGAAGCUGUAAGAACACAGUGGGAGUAAAUUUCAAGAUGAGUGAAAUCCCACGGAGGUCAGUGCUGUGCCUGUUGCCUGUUAUUGCUGGCUCUGGGUUCCUCAGCUAUCCUGGUUUAUUCCUGUGUUUGGUGUUUCUAUUGUAAGCAAUAACAUGCUACAUGACAAUAACGAGAAUGUAACGUUUCUAUCAGUGUGCCUUUUGUUAAGGGGACAAAAUGUAGUAAAUGAGAAUGUUAUACUUUGGCUCAAGAUGGUUUUAGGUGCAUCAAAGGUUAAAAAUGCCAUUUACUUGCAAUGGCAGAGUUAGGUGCUUUUUCUUAGUGUGAUGUUCAGCUCUCUGUAAUGCAGUUUCCUCUUCGUUACAAGAUAGUUUAAGAAAAAGUCUUUAAUGUGGAGACCAAAGGUUGGAAUUUGAUGAUAUGAUUUUAUGCUUUAACUGUUAAAAUAAAAAAAGGAGGGAAUGCAGUGGGAGUUAAUUGUUGGCUGAUGAGUCGUUGUGUAAAUGACUUAAAUUGUUCAGACAUGCAGACCUACCUGGCAAGUCUGGUCUGCCUUUACUGUUAGUGGAGGGAGGGGAUAUCGCUAAAAACUUGACUUGGGUAGAGAGCCCCGCAGAGAGCGCAUCUCUUUUAACAGUUUAGCAAACUAGUUAUGUACAUCUUUUACAACACAGAAAAUUGGUGAGAUGAAUCCCACCCCAAAGAACUUCAGGAAUGCAUUGCAUAAAUACUGGGUUUUUUAAUGUACAAAAAAAUUAGACUUUUUUCCCCCCCUUCAAAUAAACUCCAGAAUGUGUAAUGUUGAAAUUACCUAAAUCUGUGUUAAUCUCUGUAUGUCUUGAGAUUUUUUUCAUUAUACUAGUUACCAGGUUGCAGAAGGUUUUUGGAUGCCUUUUUCUUUAAAACAGAUCUCAACUGUUGUCACUUUUGGACUUUUGAAAAUGUUGUGAUACACAAAACUUCUUAACUUGAAUAAAUA